This is a messenger RNA of Thamnophis sirtalis, 1519 nucleotides long. Lineage: Eukaryota; Metazoa; Chordata; Lepidosauria; Squamata; Natricidae. The record is from RefSeq and is a predicted model, not a curated record.
GCCAAGUUAUCACUUACCAGUUAAGCUACGUAAAACCUUUUGGAGCCAGCUUCAAAGUAACCCCAGAAACUACUGAAACGGAGGUCAAUUUUAAGGAAUGUUUUCAGAUCAAUGGGACGUCUGAGAAUCCCGUUACACCUCAAAGCGUGUUUCCUAACUUAACAGACUUCCAGCAUGUACAACACGAGCAUUACAAUGGACAGAAUUGCACAGUCUUAGAGAGUGUCUCCUAUUGGGGUAAGAAGAAGAACACCUACAAGCUGUGGGUGACAGAUGGUUCCGAUGGGCCUUUGCCAGUCCAUUAUGAAAUGAAAGGCUACAACACUCUCCUGGGCUCCCACUAUGACAAGUAUGAAAUAGAUUAUACCAGCUACUCUCACAGUUUCUCACCCAGCAUCUUUAAUCUCCCUCCUGGCAUCAAGUGUGCACACUGGCCAAGCUUAGGACCAGAACACAGGAUCUUGGCCAACCCAAUGCAAGAAUUCGUUGGGAGAACUGGAGAAGUCAGACAACACCAUGAGCAUCUGUUUCAUCACUACAAGAAAAAAUUCCAAAAGACCUACAAGAACAAAAAAGAGAUAGAGCACAGGCGACACAACUUCAUCCACAAUAUGAGGUACAUCCACUCCAAGAACCGAGCCAAUCUCUCCUUCAAACUGGCCCUAAACCAUUUGGCAGAUCGAACACCGGAAGAGAUGGCCGUGAUGAGGGGGAGGCUACAGACUGAGGAACCCAGGAAAGGGUGGGCGUUCCCAUCUGACAGCUACCGUGGUCUCCCCUUGCCAGAGAGCUUAGACUGGAGGCUUUACGGCGCCGUGACACCUGUUAAAGACCAGGCUGUGUGUGGAUCCUGCUGGAGUUUUGCCACAACAGGAGCUCUGGAAGGGGCCCUCUUUCUCAAGACAGGAGUGCUUACGCCACUAUCUCAGCAAAUCCUGAUUGAUUGCUCUUGGGGUUUUGGGAACCGUGCUUGUGAUGGGGGCCAGGAACCACAGGCAUUUGAAUGGAUUAUGAAGCACGGAGGGAUUGCCACCGCUGAGGCUUAUGGGCCAUACAUGGGUCAGAAUGGCUACUGCCACUACAACCAAUCGGAGCUGAUGGCACCAAUCACCGGCUUCGUAGCUAUUACCUCCCAAAACAUCAGUGACCUCAAAGCUGCUCUGUACAAGCAUGGCCCCAUCGCAGUGAACAUCGAUGCCUCCCACAAGUCCUUUGCCUUCUACUCCAAUGGCAUCUAUUAUGAGCCCAACUGUGGAAAUGCAACCAUGGAGUUAGAUCAUGCUGUCCUAGCUGUAGGCUACGGAGACCUCCAGGGGGAACCUUACUGGCUCAUUAAGAACUCUUGGUCUACAUAUUGGGGCAAUGAUGGCUACAUCCUCAUGUCCAUGAAGGAAAACAACUGCGGGGUGACUUCUAGUGCCACCUAUCCAAUCCUGGCCUAACAACAAUGGCUGUCACGUUCAGCAAAAGACAUCUGGUUGUAUUGUAUUAGAAAAUUCCAUAGCAAAAGGUCCUCAUU